UCAUGCUGCUGCCAGGUCCCAGAGUCUCUCAUGGGUCCCUGUACGGCCUCCCAUUGCUGCUGUCUCCAUCGCCACACUCUGCCAUGUGCCACUUUCAGGUCUCCUCACACUGCUGGUGUGUUCAAUUUUUUGACAUAGGGUGCUGGCAGAUUACGGGCCUCCCAUAGCUGCUGCCAGGCCCCUAAUCUGCCAUGGGCCCCUAUACCGCCUCCUCAUGCUGCUGCCAGGUCCAGAGUCUCUCAUGGGUCCCUGUACGGCCUCCCAUUGCUGCUGUCUCCAUCGCCACACUCUGCCAUGUGCCACUUUCAGGUCUCCUCACACACUGCUGGUGUGUUCAAUUUUUUGAC
This is a messenger RNA of Staurois parvus, 347 nucleotides long. The record is from the annotation of a GenBank genome assembly. Lineage: Eukaryota; Metazoa; Chordata; Amphibia; Anura; Ranidae.